Messenger RNA from Acaromyces ingoldii, 1698 nucleotides. RefSeq lists its product as hypothetical. Gene Ontology annotation, cellular component: cytoplasm. The coding region runs from base 113 to 1453 and encodes 446 amino acids. NCBI's taxonomy places the organism in Eukaryota, Fungi, Basidiomycota, Exobasidiomycetes, Exobasidiales, Cryptobasidiaceae. The transcript is spliced from 4 exons. The record is from RefSeq and is a predicted model, not a curated record.
ACUGACGAUUUGUCCUUCCCCAGACUGGCCAGCGUAAAUACCUAUAGAGCGCGCGCGAAGGAGAGAGAGGAAGGACGAGAGAGAGGAGAAGGAGAUAGAGAGACCCACUGCGAUGAUACCGCGAUCUCCCGCGUCAAUUCUGUCGGGCGGGCGCAAGUCCGGCAUCUCGCUCGCCCUCAAUGGCAGCGGCCCCUCUGCGCCCGGCGGCAUCUCGCUGCGUGAGCGCCUCUCGGCCCGGUCGCGCGUCACCAACCUGGGCAUCCUCCUCCUCCUCGGCCUGUGCUCACUCAGCGUCUUGAUCAAUCUGCGCUUCAUGAUCUUCGGCGGGCGAGGCGCGCGCAGCCUUCCGCCGCCGGGUUUCGGUUCGUGGACCACGUUCCACGGCCUCACGCCAAAAAUGCUCAGCGAGAACCAACCACUGCCGGCAAAGGGCACCGAGAAGCUCAAUCACCUCGUCGUGGUUGUCGGCCACGCCGUCUGGGCUGGGUGCGACUUCCGGGAGCGGGAAAAUGACGAAAAUUGGGUCUUGGAAGACUACCAACAAGGAGGAAGCAUAAAGACGUUUUGGAAGCACAUUGAAAAGGGCGUGGAGAUUGCCGACGCGGAUCCCACUGCGCUUCUCGUCUUCAGCGGAGGGCAAACACGGCCGACGUCGCUGCAGACCGAGGCCGAGUCGUACUUUUCGCUCGCCGUCUCGUCGGGCCUCUCGCUGCCCGUGCUGCCCGGCUUUAACUUCUCUGCUUCGAACUCUGGCCCUGGAGAGGCACACGCAUCCAAGGCCAUCACAGCGGACGCCAAGGCCAUCCUCGGCCGCGUGGGCAGCGGUGCGCAGGCCAAUGCCGGCGUCGCCGUGGCACGCGGCCUGCAGGGCGUGCGCAUGACGACGGAAAACUUUGCCCUCGACUCGUUUGAGAACCUGCUGUUCAGCAUCGCCCGCUUCCGCGAGUUUGCCGGCCGCUACCCAGCAAGGGUCACCGUCGUGGGCUACAAGAUGAAAAAGAGCCGGUUCGAGGAGCUGCAUGCAAAGGCGAUUCGCUGGCCCGUCAAGGGCUUCUACGACCGCCAGCGCAAGUGGCACUACGUCGGCAUCGACGACGACGCCGACGCCGACUCGCUGGCGGCCGAGUACGAGGGCGAAAAGAUCAAGGGCUUCCGCCUCUUUGAGCGCGACAUGUACGGCUGCCACGGCGCGCUGCAGGCCAAGCGGCGCAUGCGCAACCCCACGCGGCGCUUCCACAGCUACUACACCUCGGCGCCCGAGCUGGCCGACCUGCUCGACUGGUGCCCGCCCGACGAGGUCGGCCUCCAGGGCGUGUACCCGCACCACCUGCCCUGGGACCCGCGCAUCAAGACCGACGGCUGGGGCCGCGGCGCAAAGUCGUACCGCGAGCAGCACAAGGGCGGCAUCAUCCCCGACCCGCGCUGGCUCGAGGUGCACGCCGACCGGUUCUGAUGAUGCCUUGAGGACAGUCAGUCCGUCGGUCGGUCAGAAUGACAUUCUCUCUCUCUUUCUGCGCGCCUUUCUCUCCGCCCCCCUUUCUCGAUUAUUGAGCCUCCCCUGCGCUCGCUCUUCUCUGUCCCUGUCUCUCAGUCACUCGUCAUUCUUGUUGUUGUAUCCGUGGGCGGGUCUGAAUUCUUUCACAUGAAUGGUACAGAAACAAGCUACACUACUCUACUCUAUCCGACUACCGUUGUGCG